AUGAUCUGUCCAUCUGUUGGCACCCUGUAUCGCCUUUAUUACCAGCACGUCCUGCUGUUUGCACCGCCGAAUGAAGGUACAAUCCAGGAGAUACCACUGCCGGGACCGGAGAUGCAUUUAAAUAGCAUUGUGCUGCUGUGGAAGGCAAAAGUAGGUAUUGAUCAGGAUGAGACGGCGCCCUGCGCUGGUUCGCAGGAGGAACAGGCCAUUGUUAUUGAGUCCAUGGAGACCGUGGGGACCCAGCACUCCUCUCUACACAAUGUGGUCUGUGCCAACGUGAACGUUGAACUCACCGAGAACGAUUAA
This is a messenger RNA of Dibothriocephalus latus, 306 nucleotides long. Lineage: Eukaryota; Metazoa; Platyhelminthes; Cestoda; Diphyllobothriidea; Diphyllobothriidae. The record is from the annotation of a GenBank genome assembly.